CAAAGUCAAGCGGCUGUCAAAUGAUUUGAAAACGCGAUUGUCGCAUGGUGGUCGAUUGUUUUUCUAAAUACACACAACCAAAAUGAAAAUUCCUGAAAAAUCUAAAGAUAAGAAGGAGAAAGUAAAGAAGAAGAUUAAAGUUAAACCUAAAAAACAACAAGUCCUUGUUGUAGCCCAAGAAAUUAAGUUUGCACGUUUACUUUCUGGAAAUGAGAAGAAAACUCGUGACAGAGUGCUGAAUGCGCUUAAAAAAUGGCUUUUAAACUGUUUCGAGAAAGGCUACGAGUUCAAAGAGGAUGACUUUAUCAGAGUGUGGAAAGGGUUGUUUUAUGCUGUAUGGAUGUCGGACAAGCCACUCAUACAGGAAGACCUGUGUGAAAAGAUAUCAGGUGUUCUGGACCUGUUCCCUGCUACACAGCUCCAGUAUGCGAUGCUGAUGUUCAAGGCGGGGCUCCGAGUGUUAGCCACUGAGUGGUACGGUCUAGAUCAACAUCGCACUGACAAGUUUCUUAUGUUGGUCCGUCGCUACCUGCGCGCCAGCCUGCGCUGCUUGCUGCGGAGCGACUGGAGCCUUCCCAGCUGUCGGCUCUACGCCGCCACCCUCGCCGGGACUGACGGUGUCCUCGCCCUGAAGACCCCGCACUACGCUCGCAACGCUAUGUCCAUGCUGCUCCAUAUCCUGGACUGCUACUUGGAGGAAAUUGCCAAGGUGUCAAACGGCGACAUCCCGGAAGCCAGCCUGGUGGAGCUGCUGCGUCCAGUGUGCGAGUACACGUGCGGGGGCGAAGCACCCUCGGUCUGCGCGGGGGCGCGCCGUCUGCUCACGGCGCUGCUGCGCCAGAGCGAGCCCGGCCUGCGGUACCUACAUGCCACCGCCGCCUGGCAGAAGAUGGGCUGUCCAGAAGGUGGACCGGAAGCGCUGGAACUGGUGUCUGAAUCGGAGGAUGAUGAUGAUGAUGAAGAACAGGAACAGAAUGGUGAUGCUGCCAGCGAUGAUGAGGACAGUGGUGAGAAACCGUUGGACCCCCGCGCAGGUCGCGUGGACGUGGAGCUCCCAUGCUUGCCUGUCCCGGCGGCCGGCCUGGCGCGGGUACUGCGCGGGGCGCUCGCCGCCGCCGGGGGCGCAGCCCGACAUCGCAGGGGGCGCAUCUGUCUGCAGCGAUUCGAGAAGCUAGCAGCGAACGAGUACCCCCUCAGGCUGCCCCCCUCCGCAGUAGAAGUAGAAGGCUCGGCCCCCCCACUCAAACAGAAGAAAGCGGCGCACUCCCUGCACGCGCUCGAAAAGAAGCUCAUCGCGGCCAGCGACGAACUCGCUCUUAGAGGUCUGAGUCGCAAGCACCGCAAGCGUCUGCUAGCCAAGAGCAGGUCGGGGACCUCCAUUGUGGAGGAACUCGACACCGCCAGCCAGAAGCUCAGCAGCGCUGCUCCAAACGGCUGGCAGAUUGAAGAAACAAAAGAACCGGAAGCGAAGAAAACAAAACAAAACGGAAACAGUAAUAAAGAAAAUAAAAAACGAAAGAAUGAAGUUAAAGAAGCCAGUGUAGGCAAGAAACGAAAAGUGAAUGAAAAUGACACAGUAAAACAAGAGACAGCUAGCAAAGAAAAUGAUAAAAAUAAGAAAUUAGAAAAUGGACAUACUAAUAAAAAACAGAACGCUAAAGUUAAAGAAAAUAAAGUUACGGAAAAAGAGAAGCCUUUAGCCAAUAAGACUAAAGUUAAUCAAGUUCAAAAUAAUAAUAAUAAGAAAGCGCAGAAAAGUAGCGAUAAUUUACCAAAUGGUAGUACAACCAACAAACCUAUUACAAGCCAGGAUGAAAAUAAAAUAACUAAGCCAGAAAAAAACGCGAAACCAGCGAAAAAUCCAACACUAGUCGUUAAUAAAGUUAAACAAUUUCAAAAACAGAUCAACAAAUUUGACAAAAGUAAUGAGAAUAGCCACUUUAAUACGCCUAAGAAGGUAAAAUUCGUUUUGAAAAACAAUUCUAUGCAACAACCUGUGGAUUACUACAAGAGUGUGCGGCAAAGUCCUAAUAUACCGUUUGACGGGUCUAAAAAACCCAGCAAAACUAACCUGAAGCCGUCCACGCCCUCACCUAUUAAUCCUUUCUUCAAGAAAAAGUUACGACUCAAAUAAGUUAUUUGAAAUACAGGGUGAGUGGUUAUGGUGAUUGAUAUUUGAAAACGUGAUUGUAC
Molecule: messenger RNA, 2193 nt
Organism: Spodoptera exigua (beet armyworm)
Lineage: Eukaryota; Metazoa; Arthropoda; Insecta; Lepidoptera; Noctuidae
Source: the annotation of a GenBank genome assembly